This is a messenger RNA of Carassius auratus (goldfish), 1103 nucleotides long. Its product is annotated as trypsin. Gene Ontology annotation, biological process: proteolysis. The transcript is spliced from 5 exons. Gene Ontology annotation, molecular function: serine-type endopeptidase activity. NCBI's taxonomy places the organism in Eukaryota, Metazoa, Chordata, Actinopteri, Cypriniformes, Cyprinidae. The record is from RefSeq and is a predicted model, not a curated record. The coding region runs from base 1 to 792 and encodes 263 amino acids.
AUGAACCUGCCGCUGCUUCUGCUCUGUGUUCUCCUGGAGCUCCUCGUGGUGAGCUGUCAGGAUGUGAUGCAGAGUCGUAUCGUGGGUGGAUACGUCCCAGCGCCGUACUCUAUCAGAUACAUCGUUUCCAUUCAGAGCGCCACGGGCCAGCACUUCUGUGGCGGGACCUUGAUUAACAAAUACUGGAUCCUGACCGCAGCACACUGCAAUAUAGGGGCGGCAAACAUGAGGAUCGUGGCUGGAGACUUUUCUGUGGGAUUAUAUGAGGGGACGGAGCAGUUCCGCAGGCCUCAUGUUUUAAUACCUCACCCACAGUACAACAGAGCCACCAAUAACGCAGACAUCAUGCUCAUUAAGCUGCAGUCUCCCGUCUAUGUGAACAGCUUUGUGUCUCUGGCGCCGCUGCCUCGGCAGGACGCUAUGGUGUCCGUGGGUCGCUUGUGCACUGUGUCCGGCUGGGGCUUCACCACUCCAAUGGGAGGAAUCCCUGACACCCUGCGCACGGUCAAGUUGCCCAUCGUGUCCAGCACAGUGUGCAAUGCCACGGACUCGUUUAAUGGAAACAUCACAGAGAAUAUGAUCUGUGCAGGAUACAGCGAAGGAGGGAAAGACGCAUGUAAGGGGGAUUCUGGAGGGCCGCUGGUGUGUGAGGGCCGUGUUUAUGGCAUCGUCUCCUGGGGCAAUGGCUGUGCUGAUGCCCGGUACCCCGGCGUCUACACAUCCGUCUCCAGGUUUCGUCAAUGGAUCGAUGGAACUAUAUUUGGCUUUUAUGGAAGGUGCCUCAAGUAUUAGACUGCAGUGUUACCCCAGCACUCCCCUAAUCGAACUUGAAACGGCCUCGAAACAUGCCAACACGAAUACUGUUGCUACUUUCUUCUAAUUGAAAAGUUAGGACUGUUGAUGAUUUCCAGACGAGUACAGCACUGCUCUGAAGCAGCACAUCUGUUCCUCAACAGCUGGUAGACCUUUUUUAAACACUGUAGUUUGUAGCAAACUGUUCCUUAAAUGUGCCAUAUUGCUGCUUCCCCACAACGUCAGAGAGAAAACUAACAAUAGAAAGCUGAAGGAAUAUUUAAAAAUAAAAACGCAACAAAUUACGAACA